Molecule: messenger RNA, 765 nt
Organism: Cetraspora pellucida
Lineage: Eukaryota; Fungi; Glomeromycota; Glomeromycetes; Diversisporales; Gigasporaceae
Source: the annotation of a GenBank genome assembly
AUGAUUGGUAUUAAUCUAAAAUAUAAUAAAAUCGUUAUAGACUUGAGCAAAGAGGAUGAUAAGGAGAAUGAAUUAUUUCUAAAAAGCAUUACUCCAUUUAAAUUAAUUAUAAUAAUGAAUUAUUUAUCAGGUGAUUCAUCAGAUGAUUUAUUAGAAAAUAAUUCAGCUAAUUUAUCUAUUUUGAUGCCUCAAAAUAAAAGACGAAUAGAUAUUGUAGCCCAAGGCGUAGGCUUUUGGGCAAUUAAUACAACUGAUUUUCGACAAUAUCUCGUAACUACAAGACGUUAUACUUUUGCAGUUGAAUCCAAUGAAAUUUAUCACUCAAGAGUCAGGAGACAGUUAAGGAAUUAUUUUGGAAAUCUUACUCGUUUUAGUUUGGAUUCUGUAGACUAUGCUUUAAUCAAGAAACAUGCAGACAACUUCAAACCAAGUGCGCGUAUAAAUAAUCCAAAUGAUUUUGAAAAUCCACUAUUUAUUUCAAGCUUCCAAAAUUUAAAUGCUAUUCUGGAGUCGCCUCAACGAUUAAGUACAAUAAAAAUUAAUGUUAAAGCACAACCAUUAGAUUAUGGAGCUCCUGUAUUUAGUUAUUCUAAUAUUAAUGAUGAUACACGUAUGGUGAAUGCACAUGGUAUAGUUACUCAUAAAUACGGUGAAUUUACUUAUAUUCAACCAUUUGAAUAUAUACAAAGCGAACCCGGAAAUUCCAAUCAUUUAUUAUUUGAAGAUGUAAAUACGUUGACGAUGUUGAACGAUAAUUCUGGAUAA